This is a messenger RNA of Lymnaea stagnalis (great pond snail), 9121 nucleotides long. The record is from the annotation of a GenBank genome assembly. Lineage: Eukaryota; Metazoa; Mollusca; Gastropoda; Lymnaeidae.
GUGUAUAUGGGUAGCUACCAGAACUGUGUCAUGGUACAAGGGGCGGUGCAGGCGGCAUUCAUCACCAUGAUCAACAAGUUUGUUGGUGGGCUGGUGGAGCUGGAGGAAGCGGCGGUAGGAUUGUGCUUGGUUCUUAAGUCUUGUGAGCCUAUUGUUAGGUACCCUCUCCUUUCAUUUUAAAUAAAGCCCGCUGAGUGACAAACCGACGGCUUUGACAACAGUCUGCCCAAGCCCCAUGUGUAACUUAUUGUCUCACAUAAAAUGUCAGAGACACUAUAACUGAUGGACUGCCAACUCAUACUUUUCUUUGUGAUGGUUCAGUUGGAAAAAGCUAUGUAAGUACAGCACUUCGACUACGAAACGAUUUGUACAUUCUGUAUCCCCUGGACAUCCAUAGGGCUAUGUUUAGAGCAGAUCUCUAUAGAUAAAACAUGUCCCUGUCUAUCCUGUAAAAGUAAUUGUCUGAUGACCAAGGGGCUAUUGGGUGACCAAGAGGCUAUAGGUGUGGACCAGGAGGCUAUUGGGUAACCAGUAGGCUAUGGGUCAUGACCAAGAGGCUAUGGGUCAUGGCCAAGAGGCUAUGGGUCAUGGCCAAGAGGCUAUGGGUCAUGGCCAAGAGGCUAUGGGUUUCAAAGCAUCCCACUAUAGUAUAGGCAAAAAGUUGCAUGUAAUGAGCUUCUCAAGUAAAGUAGCUCAUCUUGGGAGAGGUACACCCUGAAGUCAGAAGAUUAUGGCCAAAUUAGGCUUGGGAAUUGUCUACUCAAAAAUAGCUGCAGUCUUACCAGUUAUACUUACCAGUUACACUACAGUUGCUAGAACGUACAAAACUUUUUUUUUUUUUUAAAUUGUGUAAGAUUUUCUGAAAGUUUAACAUUUUAAUUGAAUACCCAUAAGCUAUUUACAAAGUUCAAGUAGUGAUUUAGUUGUUGGUGGUCCUGUUGGUAUUUUGUCUCUGAAUACAUUUAGCUCUAAGUUUUAAAAUAGGUCAUGUAUUAGUAUCAUUUGUAUUAUUAGUUAAUUAAACAAACCCUUCUCCCUCAAAAAAAAAUCAAUAAUAAUUUUUUUUUUAAAAUGUACAAGAUAAAUUCAAAUUAAAUAAAAUUGAUUGUGUCUUCAAAAAUAUGUUUCAUCAUUUUUUAAAAAAAAUUAAUGAAGUACAUUUGCACUAUGUUUAAUUAUAAGUCAGCCAACUUUGGUCUCAAUGGUUUUGAUUAAUUCUACUUUCUGCUGCAUUAAAAUUGAAUUAAACAAGGGAAUGUGUGCUUGGCAGGCUCACUCUUCUAUAUUCUAUACCAAUGGCUUUCACUAAAACCUUUUAUUUUAUUGCCUUGGCUUUAGUUUCAUUUUUAAUUAAUGGGCAACAAAUAACACUACUUUUUCAGCUCUUUUUUUUAAUAUUCAUAUCAGAAUUACCAGUAAAAACCUUUACUCUCAUAGCAAUUAGACAUUACCAUAACUGUACAGGGAGUGUGUUUGGUUGUAGACAGGGUCCCAGUAUUAAUUGAUCUUGUUAAGCCUGGUGUAGCAUUAUGUUGAGAUAAUGGAUUCUGUGCCAGAUGGUGGUAAUCAGCCGAGGCACUAGCAAUAUCUGCUCUCUGCUCAUUAGCAUAAUUUGUGUGUUUUACUCAUUAUUUUUAACUCCAGAACAGGAAGCAUGAGAUGGAAUGGCCAUUUAUUGAAUGCUGUUUGAAACAAUAGAUAUUAAAUAUAUAAAUACACAAACAAAAUAGAAACAGUACAAAAAUAGUUUGAACUUUCCUUCAAAAAUCUAGUAUCAAUUAAGUGGGACCAAAUUUAUUUUAUAUGUACUUUCAUAUCAUCAGGAGGAUGUUGGAGAUGACGUUUUAGCUGAUUUCAAAUCUAACAGUGAGUAGAUAUCAUUUAUUUGCUUUUUUUUGUAUCUUGAGCAUGAUUGAAACAUGACCUAUUCUUUAUAAAAAUAACCACAAGUUUAGAAUAAUUAUAAAUAGACUGUUGUAUAUAAAAAUUUUUUUUUAAAUAUAGCUAUGUUCAAUUUUUUAAUUUUCUUUCAAUUUUAGAUUCAUGAUAAGAAGCAAAAUAAACUUAAAAUUUAACAUAACAUCUGUUUAAGGGCUUAAUCUAAUUUUUUACAUUUCUAAAUUAACUCAGGCAAAUAACAUUACGGUAGCUUAUUACUUAUAAAGAAUGAGAAAUAAAAGUAUAAAGGAGUAGUGGGGAAAUAAGAAAUGGUACAUUGGGAUUGGUUAAAGUAAAGAUAAUAAUUAGACAUUGACACAUUCGGUUUCUUUAUGAAACAGACAGGAGCGUGUCCAGGGAGAACCUAAUCAAUGAAGUGGUGCUGCUCUUAACAUUUCUUACGGAUAGGCUGGAGGUAGUGUCAAGGUGAGUUGAGAUCCAUUGAUAGGGAACCCAAGACAUUAAUUGUCUUUUUGUUGUACUGAUGAAGGCAUGUGCCGAAACGUAUACUUGUGUAUUCUGUAAAGUUAUUAUUAAAGCUUUACUUACAUUGUUAUAUUGACACAAAUUGUUCGUGUCUAAUUAAUCUACAUUAGAAGAACCUGUUUAGGUUAAAGUGUAAGUUAAUGUAUGGUUUAGAAGAUUUAGUUAGGCUUAGAGGUUUGUUAACUAGAAAGUAUAAACUUGGGUAGGUCAAGUAAUUUCUUCACUAGCUUUGUCAUGGCAUUGGGUUUGUUAUAUAGCUCAAAAUAAUUUUUCAUCAGUCCAUAUAUUUUGACAAAGCAAAUGAGAUUAUUAUACCUUUAAAUUAUUAUUUGUUUUAAAAGUAGUUUGAGCAACAGGAUACAGGAUUUGAAAUAAAUAUUUACUUAAACGAAAAGCCCUAACCUUCCUAUCUUCUUUCUGGCCCUUCCAGCACUUCCCAAGGUAAACAAACCUUGCCACUGCUGCUUGAAGGUGUUAACAUAGUUUUGUCCAAAGUACCACCCUCAAUCAAGCUCAAUAAUGACUUCCAAGAGCUCUUGUGGUAAGAGAAAACAUCUGUUUAGAUGAACUUAAAUAUUAAAAAAGAGAAGGGGGAAAAAAAACCAGGUUCAUUUGUAACUAGGAAAACCGAUCAUAUUAAUACCAACAAAGAGUCAACAAGCCUGCUCAUCUUCAAUGUUUUAUGAAAAUAAAUUAAUGUUUUAAAUUGUCCUACUUCUCUGAGUAAAGGUUUGAUGUUUUAGUGGUUUUAAUAGACAUCCUUUACCUUAGAUUUGUCUUAUUGGCUGUAGGGAAAUGAGUUAUUUCACCUCUGGUUUUAACAGCACUCUCCAAACUGGCUCCAUUAAAUACUCUUAAUUAACAUGAAAUGAUAACCUUAGGAAGAGGUUGUGCCCUUGCCUGAUCAGUCUACUCGGGGAACCUAAAGCAGAAAAAACAACAGGUCAAAAAUCUGUCCGACCUGAGGUGGCCAAGCUGACUGGCUCUUCAAGUGCUUCUCCCAACUUAACACAAGCCUCCGCUAAAGUUAUAUAUAGGUUAGUAUCAGAUGGUCUUAGACUAGUUACAAUCUCUUUAUAGCCUAUGUUGAAAAUUUCUUUUCAUGUCAGAUAAUUAAAAUGCACAAGCGGCUAGUGUAAAGUGGUGUCAGAUAAUUAAAAUGCACAAGCGGUCAGUGUAAACCGGUGGCUUGAAGCUUUAUUUAACUUAGCCUGAACAAAACAAAGAAUAUUUUGCCAGAAGCCUUAACAGCUAACUUGACAUUGUGUUUUAUUAAUUAAAUUAAAUUUUUUUUGUUUCACUUCUCUGUUCCAUGUUAGCAUUGCAGGGGAGUUGGCUUGUUUAGUGGGAGGCAUCCCACAACUGCGGCCGGUGCUGGAAGCCUUGUUUCAUAAAAUAUUAAUGUUUCCCCUACCCCAGAGCAGACAUGAUGCCUUACGUAUUCUUAAAGAGGUAAUUGACGUAUUCUUAAAGAGGUAAUUGAUGUAUUCUUAAAGAGGUAAUUGACGUAUUCUUAAAGAGGUAAUUGAUGUAUUCUUAAAGAGGUAAUUGACGUAGUCUUAAAGAGGUAAUUGACGUAUUCUUAAAGAGGUAAUUGACGUAUUCUUAAAGAGGUAAUUGACAUAUUCUUAAAGAGGUAAUUGACGUAUUCUUAAAGAGGUAAUGACAUAUUCUUAAAGAGGUAAUUGACGUAUUCUUAAAGAGGUAAUUGACGUAUUCUUAAAGAGGUAAUUGACGUAUUCUUAAAGAGGUAAUUGAUGUAUUCUUAAAGAGGUAAUUGACGUAUUCUUAAAGAGGUAAUUGAUGUAUUCUUAAAGAGGUAAUUGACGUAGUCUUAAAGAGGUAAUUGACGUAUUCUUAAAGAGGUAAUUGACGUAUUCUUAAAGAGGUAAUUGACGUAUUCUUAAAGAGGUAAUUGAUGUAUAGAAUUUCUCCAUUAACUGCAUAAGAAUUUCUCCAUUAACUCGUAUUCUUAAAGAGGUAAUUGACAUAUUCUUAAAGAGGUAAUUGACGUAUUCUUAAAGAGGUAAUGACAUAUUCUUAAAGAGGUAAUUGACGUAUUCUUAAAGAGGUAAUUGACGUAUUCUUAAAGAGGUAAUUGACGUAUUCUUAAAGAGGUAAUUGACGUAUUCUUAAAGAGGUAAUUGACGUAUUCUUAAAGAGGUAAUUGACGUAUUCUUAAAGAGGUAAUUGACGUAUUCUUAAAGAGGUAAUUGACAUAUCUUUGUUGAAAACAAAAUGUUAAUGGCUCCUAUUUCAGGGCAUGAAAAUAAUAAAAUUUUGUUUAAAAAUGGGGGAUCCCCCACCAGUUUUUAUUCAUAAGAAAUAAACAAUAUUUUUGCAUUCAAAAUAAAUCCUUGCAUGACCGAUACUGAGGGAUGAUGUGUUUUUAUUGUAUCUUUUACUUACACUUGGAUUAAAAAGCGUGCUGUGUCGUUUUGAUGGCAAUUAUUCAUUAAGCCAGGAUAGAAAAAAAUACAGUGUAAAAAUGUUCAGCUUGGGUUUCUCUGACCUUAAUUUAUAUUGCUUUUUUCAGCUUAUGUCAGACCCCAAAAAAGUGGUGUCCCUCAUUGGCACCGCUACAGCUCCUGCUAAGGACAACAGCUUGGAUACAAAUAUGGCUCUGUUGAAAAUGUGAGUUACUCAAAUAUCUAAGAUGCGCCCCACUCCAUCCCUGUAUCUAGUUGCAUCCAUCCCCACAAAUUGCUGCAUCCAUAUACCAUACAAUUUAAUCCAACUACCUUACAGUCUGAAGUGUGAUGAACAUUCUAUCAACGGCAGUCAUUAGACUGUUGUUAACACUGCCACAAGGAUCCUUGAAAUUAUAGAGUGGACUAUAGCCAGUGUUGACAUCAGACUUCAGGGACACAUUUCAGAAUCAACUAAGUGUGUGCUUAUUUGAUCAUGGUGUUCUGUUCAUUUGGGUUAAACAAUUGUUUGCAUAAUUUCUUUUUUUUUCUUUUAAAAUCCACUUUAUAUUAAAAAAAAAAAGUUGUUAACACUGCCACAAGGAUCCUUGAAAUUAUAGAGUGGACUAUAGCCAGUGUUGACAUCAGACUUCAGGGACACAUUUCAGAAUUAACUAAGUGUGUGCUUAUUUGAUCAUGGUGUUCUGUUCAUUUGGGUUAAACAAUUGUUUGCAUAAUUUCUUUUUUUUUUUUUAAAAUCCACUUUAUAUUAAAAAAAAAACAAUGGAUAACCAUAACUAUCGACAAAUUUUUCUAGAUAACACUAAAGAGAUGAAGGGUACCUCUUAAAAAAAUAUAGUUCAGAAAAAAAAUGUUUUGUAACUAGUAUUGAAACAUUUAAAUGUCUGCCCUGCCAUUUGAAAAUGCCUUUUUUGGUUACAGGUUGAUUGACGCUGUGCAUCAGAGCAGCCAUUACAGUGAGCCAUCCAUUGUGUACACAAGUAUUGACUGCAUUGAUGGCUUGCUGGCCUCCCUGGACAGAAUACGACAAGGGGAGGCUAUUCCAGACUCAAUGAUUAAACCUACAAAAGGUGAAUGUUUUUGUAGCUUGUAGGAACAACAAGGGAAGAGAGCCCAACAUUUUUUUUGUUCUUUAUACAUUUUAUUAUAACAGAGAGGUUGAAGAGAAAAAUAUUGUUUCAAAUCAAAAGAGGUAAAAUUGCUUAACCACUGCUACUGGGGGGGGAAAAAAACAUGUUUGUCGUUAUACAAUUUUUCUGUCAUUUAAAACUUGGAUUCUGGAAUUUUGCGUAUCAUAGUUCAGAUGAAUGAAUAAAAAAUAAUUUCAAAUUUUUCAGGCAUGAAAGGUCGUACAAGGAGGAGUAUGACCUCUAACCCUGAUGAUGAUGGGGGAAGUGACAUCACGUGUGAGCAGUAUGAUGAGUCUGAAGGUACGCUUUUUGUUGGAUUGGAGCCCAUCCCAGCACAAAAGAAUAAAAGAAAAAUAGAGAUCUGAAGAAGAAAAUUGAAAUUUCAAAUAAUUAUUUCCAUAAAUAUAAAAAAAACUGUAUUUUUUUUUAACUAUCAUAAUAUUUACAGGUCUAUCUAUUUCAGAUCCCAUCACAGUACCAGAAGAUUCACCAGCAGCCAAUGAAAUCCCACCAGAUGACCAGCCAGCUGACCAAAUAACUGACCCAGCUCCAGCCAAGCCAAAACUAACCCCAAAAUCCCCUUCCAGGGCCCAGUUUGAAGCGGAAGAGAGGGAAAAUGCACGUCAGUUUGUCACCUACCUCCGUCAAAUGAUGCCUGUGCUAAAGAAUGCCAUGAGUGUGUCUCAAGUUGAUGAGACCUUACAAGACAUGGCUGCCCAAUUCUGUAACAGUAUGUAAUCCUGGGAAAAAUUUAAAUCCGUUUAUUGUGUAUUUUUUGUUGUUGAAAUGCCUACUUUAAUAAACAAUAAAAGGUAAUCUAUUGACUUUGAUUGACUUUAUAUAAUUUCAUAAUUAAUCACAGUUACCAAACAACUGUUGGGUUACAGUAAGUAUGUACGGUUAAUCCGCUAUAAUUAUUAUAGAUGUUUAAAGAAACAGAUUCUAGCGCUCCUCAGAUUUACAAAGGUUUGAGCCUUUAGCGUAGAACUGGCAAGUAGGCUCUGCUAGUCACCAUGAAAAGCUUUUCCUUAUUGGAAAAGAUAAGUCAGUUUCUCCAGUGACUUUGCAAGAAUAGUGCCAUAGAAGUGCUUAUCAUUUGCAUAAGAGGGGUGGCUGACAUGAUAGCAUGUUUAUAGUCUUGCACUUACCCAAAAUGGUAGAAAGUUGAUCAAAUAUAAAAAGACCCAAGAUUCGAAUAAAACCCAUCUAGAUUUCUAACUAAUUUGAAGUACAUUUUCUCUUAGGCAGAUUAGCCAAUUAAUAUUUUAAAGAGGCUGACGCUGCUUAAUCAUUUGAUAAUAAUUUUCUGAUGUAAAUAAGUUUAACCAAAAUUUCUUACCAGGUAUUCCACCAAGUCAUUUGGGCCACCAGCACGAUGGCUCGUCUACCGCCGUUGUUCUCAACUCUGAUGGUGUAUAUGUUGCAGCCAUUGUGGCUCUGAAAUUUAACCUCAAACUUAUCAAGACAGGAUACUAUAGAAACAUACGAAACCUUAAGUUGACUGAAGUGAGUCACCAACUACUAUUUGAUGUAUAUUUUUAUAACCUAUUUAACUUAACAGUCAUGUUGCUGGUUAGGUAUGUCAUGAUUAUGUUGGUUAGAUAAGUCAUAGAUUCUGUUGGUAAGGUAUGUCAUAGAUUCUGUUGGAUAGGUAUUUCAUAGAUUCUGUUGGUUAGGUAUCUCAUGGACUCUGUUGGUUAGAUAUGUCAUUGAUUAUGUUGGUUUCGUAUGUCAUAGAUUCUGCUGGUUUGGUAUGUCAUAGAUUAUGUUAGUUAGAUAUGUCAUAGAUUCUGUUGGUUUGGUAUGUCAUAGAUUCUGCAGGUUAGGUAUGGCAUAGAUUCUGUUGGUUAGGUAUAUCAUAGAUUCUGUUGAUUAGGUAUGUCAAAGAUUCUGUUGGUUAGUUAUGUCAUAGUUUCUGCUGGUUUGUAUGUCAUAGAUUCUUUUGGUUUGGUAUGUCAUAGAUUCUGCUGGUUAGGUAUGUCAUAGAUUCUGUUGGUUUGAUAUGUCAUAGAUUCUGUUGGUUUGGUAUGUCAUAGAUUCUGUUGGUUUGGUAUGUCAUAGAUUCUUUUGGUUUGGUAUGUCAUAGAUUCUGUUGGUUAGUUAUGUCAUAGUUUCUGCUGGUUUGUAUGUCAUAGAUUCUUUUGGUUUGGUAUGUCAUAGAUUCUGUUGAUUAGGUAUGUCAUAGAGUCUGUUGGUUAGUUAUGUCAUAGUUUCUGCUGGUUGGUAUGUCAUAGAUUCUGUUGGUUUGGUAUGUCAUAGAUUCUGCUGGUUAGGUAUGUCAUAGAUUCUGUUGGUUUGGUAUGUCAUAGAUUCUGUUGGUUUGGUAUGUCAUAGAUUCUGUUGAUUAGGUAUGUCAUAGAUUCUUUUGGUUUGGUAUGUCAUAGAUUCUGCUGGUUAGGUAUGUCAUAGAUUCUGCUGGUUUGGUAUGUCAUAGAUUCUGUUGGUUUGGUAUGUGAUAGAUUCUGUUGGUUUGGUAUGUCAUAGAUUCUGUUGGUUUGGUAUGUCAUAGAUUCUGUUGGUUUGGUAUGUCAUAGAUUCUGUUGGUUUGUAUGUCAUAGAUUCUGUUUGUUAGGUAUGUCAUAGAUUAUGUUGGUUUGGUAUGUCAUAGAUUCAUAAUUUUUUUUUGGGGGGGGGGGGAUAAUUGGAAGAAAAAAGCUCAAUAUUUGGUAAAUAUGUCUUAGAGAAAUCCUCUUUGCAAAAAAUGAAUAAUUUUUUUUUGGGGGGGGGGGGGAUAAUUGGAAGUAAAAAGCUCAAUAUUUGGUAAAUAUGUCUUAGAGAAAUCCUCUUUGCUAAAAAUGCUUGUGCUAAUGACUGUGCUUAAAAUGCUUACACUGAUGAUUGUGCUUAAAAUGCUUACGCUGAUGACUGUGCUUAAAAUGCUUACACUGAUGUCUGUACUAAAAUGUUUGUGCUGAUAAACAAAAUUAAAAAUGCUUGCACUGAUGGCUAUACAACUCCUGUCUUGACCAGAAUGACUUCACCAAUGAGAUAUUUAGUUCUGGUUUGCUGCUGUACCUACCCCCGGCCUGGCUCAAGGAAGUCUACUCUCAAGUGCUAACGACAAGCAUGCUGGAUCUGAACCUCUCAUCCUCUCCAUCGACUGCGAGAGUCAGCUCAAGUGCUUUGAUAAAUAUGUUA